This is a messenger RNA of Chroicocephalus ridibundus (black-headed gull), 1331 nucleotides long. RefSeq names its product zona pellucida binding protein 2 (gene ZPBP2). The record is from RefSeq and is a predicted model, not a curated record. Gene Ontology annotation, biological process: acrosome assembly; binding of sperm to zona pellucida. The transcript has 8 exons. Lineage: Eukaryota; Metazoa; Chordata; Aves; Charadriiformes; Laridae. Bases 1 to 1053 code for a protein of 350 amino acids. Gene Ontology annotation, cellular component: zona pellucida receptor complex; extracellular region; acrosomal vesicle.
AUGGCGGGGGGCGGCGGGAGGCCGCGCUCCCCGCCGCGGGCGCUGCUGGGGAUGGCGGCGGCGGUAGCCGCCGUGAUGGCGGGCUGGGGCGGUCCCAGCGCAGUGAGAGCUGUACCUAUGGAAGAGCGACAUUCUGUUGGUUUAGUAGAAAAGAAUUAUGUUUAUGGCGAUAUCAAACAUGAAGUUAGCGUUUACGUUAAGGUGUUUGCAAACAGCCCGUUCCUAGUAUGUAUGGAUUUGGCUCGUUCUCAAGAAGAACUAAUAGAUCCCAAGUAUUUGUGGAUUGGUCCAGAUGGAAAAAAAUUAGAAGGGCGAAGGUAUGUGAAUCUUACAGAAACAGGAAAGCUGAUGGUGAUGGGUUUUAAGGAGUCUAUGUCUGGAGCCUAUACUUGCACUCUUUCUCACAAAAUCAUAGAAACUACAACACAAGAAGAAAGAGAAAUGUUUGAGGCAUAUCAAUUUAUGGUAUAUGCCUACAGAGAAGCUGACCAUGCGUAUCAGGCAUUUGUUCGCUUUACUACAAGGGAAUGCGAGCUGGCAGCUAACAGCCUGUUCUUUGAGGAACUAAAGAAAAUCUUAAACAACAUCAUCUCUGAUCUGACGUGUCACAUCAUAGACUCAUCCUGCAAAUGCCAUUCUGUCAAGCUACCAAAACAAGGCCUCCUGCACGAACUAUUUGUUAGCUUUCAAGUAAAUCCUUUUGCACCAGGAUGGGAAGAAGUUUGCCACCAGGUUCCUUACGACUGCGAAGCUGCGACAAACAUGAAAGUUCGAGAGGCAAGAGAUCGAAUCGGAGAGUUUUUCCAUAAGCAGACGUAUGCUUUGAAGCACCGGUUUCAAACUGUUCCUAUAAUACACUAUAUGGACAACAGUUUCUCAGUUAUUCGCAUCGACAGCUGUCGACCAGGUUUUGGGAAAAACGAUAUCACCCACAAGAACUGCGCUAGCUGCUGCGUGGUUUGUGGUCCUGGAACUUUCAGUCCUAACAAUGAGGUGACCUGCCAGACUUGUACGAGGCCUCGAGUCAAAAUGUACGGAGCAAGAUCUUGCUAAUAAACUGACGACAGAAAUUGGAAACCUGAAGAGCAGCUGUGAAAGCAUUCUUGGUUUUGUGAUGUUCUUUUCAUUUUUAGCUGCCAAUUCUAGAAUCCUACAUGCCUUUUUGAACAAUCACAAAACAGCAUCAUUCAUGCACCCCUAGAUUUUCUGUAUUCAGGGACCACUUAGACUGCAGAAGUGAUGCAUAAAACGAGGUGUUCACGCAAGGUAAAGUAAUUCAAUGAAAAAAAAAAAGGAUCUUUGUCACAUGGCUGUUAGUGCAAAGGGUCUGU